Hipposideros armiger (great roundleaf bat) is the source of this 501-nucleotide messenger RNA. RefSeq names its product ciliary microtubule inner protein 7 (gene CIMIP7). The record is from RefSeq and is a predicted model, not a curated record. NCBI's taxonomy places the organism in Eukaryota, Metazoa, Chordata, Mammalia, Chiroptera, Hipposideridae. The transcript has 4 exons.
AUGCAAAGUGCUUUAGUGGGCUACUGGCACAACAAUGGCUUCUAUGGGCACUACAGAGGCCGAUUCAAGAGUGAAAGUGCUGGAGAAUACCGCUUUGCAGCCAAGCCCCAGCCUCCUGCAGUGUUCCAGCAAUGAUGUCAGGAGCCAGCGCAGCAACACUUCUUUUCCAAGCAUGACAACCGCACUUCCUUCGACAAAGGCCCCUACUGCCUGCUGCAGGGAGUCAGAAGGUGGAAAGACCUGGAACGCCUGUGGCAGCGACACACCUUCCUGCGCUGGGCACCCUGUGAGCUGGAGUUCCACAAGCAGCGGCCCCUUGAAUCCUCCUACCAGGCCAAUUUCCGGUCAGGCCCAGGACUCAGUGACCUCCCUCAGCGCCUUGUCCACUUUGUGCAGAUCCCACCUCCCCAUGAAAGCACUACCUACCAGCAGAGCUUCUGCCAGCCAUCCUGAGGUGGCCAUCGUGGCAACAACGUGGCACCCCAGNCCACUGCCUACUGA